AUGUUCAAACAUCCAGUGCUAAUAAAUCCUUCUAAGUAUCUUCGUGGUACAAAAAGGCAUGCCUCUGAGUUAUACAGGGAAGAUUAUUAUGACACUGAAUCACUUAAUUGUAACCCAUUCGCAAAUGCAUUAAUAGGAACCAGAUCUGAUGGGCAGAGAAUAAGAUUCCCUAGAGGUGAAAUGAUUCGACUUAUUGUGGACCGUAUUAAUGAUGAGUUGUAUUUAGUGCCAUUGAUAGAGGAUCCUCAGAAGGAUACGGCUUUGAUACCUUCACAUUACAUAUUAAACAAUGAGAGAUACAUUGAAUUUACUGAGGCUAUAAAGCAGUGGAAGAGAUAUAUUCCCCAAAAGUAUAAGUUCAGAAACAGCGAAACUAUCUUGAACCAAAUAAAAUUGUUACCUGAUUUCAGGAAUUCGAUUUUGAAAGCAUAUGAGAACAAAGUUAAGACACUACUUCCAAAAGCUAAGAAGAAAUUAAGAGACGAACCUGGUUUCUUGUGUACAUCAGAAGGAGAGCUCUUUCUUUUCGAAGGCUUAAAUCCUGUUGUCAAUAUAAACACUUUGGUUUCUGAUCUUAAUAUGAAAGAACCUAUAGCCAUAAGCUAUAAAGAAAACCUUGAGCUAUGCAAAGCGAUAUUUCUACUUCUUGAUUUCAAAUCCUAA
Priceomyces carsonii is the source of this 663-nucleotide messenger RNA. RefSeq lists its product as uncharacterized. The record is from RefSeq and is a predicted model, not a curated record. NCBI's taxonomy places the organism in Eukaryota, Fungi, Ascomycota, Pichiomycetes, Serinales, Debaryomycetaceae. The transcript has a single exon. Bases 1 to 663 code for a protein of 220 amino acids.